CCCCCCCAUGUCAUUUCCAAGCAGACAGCCUGGAGCUAUUACUAACGUUAGUUUUCGCAAAGAGCUAGGGACCGCCUGUGUUCUUUUUCAGUCGUCAGCAAAAAGGAUCCUUCAAAACAAAACAUUCCUUCCUUCCUCGGCCACAGCUCGUUAAUCAUAAAACUCGACAGACUGUUGGACUGUUGUGUGGUGAAGUUCGCCUCCUCUGUCCUCAGCAGUCUCUCCGCGCCAAUGAUGAAGACUGGCCUCCUGGUACAGAUUAACGAUGGAAAAUGUGACACGCACAUACUAACAAAGGUGAAAAUGUUAAUCAAUAAACAAAAUGAAUGCUUGCUUAAGGUUCAGAGUCUUCUGCACAGGAAGGCUGGAAGAUCGAUACAAGAUACACUCAUCAAGACUCUUAUAAUUCUCUGCACGGCAAUCACACUUCUUCUGUCUUCCAUUUCUGUCUGCUAUGGUCACUGGCUAUUUGUAGAUGGGAAGAUAUUUGGACUCUGGCAUUUUUGCAUUUUAGAGUUUGACCAGAAGGCCCAGUGUACAGCUGAUAUCAGCGUUGCUAAGGUUGAUGGUUUAUACACCGGCCUAGUUUUCACACGGAUUACCGUCACUCUUGCCGUCGUGCUGGCAAUGUUUGGCUUGGAGAUGCUAAUCACUUCUCAGCUUUGCCAAGAUGACUACACCAGAGGCAAGUGGACCUUUGGCUCGAAACUGACUCUACUAUCUUCCUUCAUGAUGUCUAUUGGCAUGUUGACCUUUGCCGUUCUGUUAUCGAACUAUAUUACAUUCACCGGUUUAAGUUUAGCAUUCUGGUGUGAAUUCAUUGCCACUUGUCUUGUUUUCCUCAGCAGUAUUAGUGGUCUUCAAAUUUACAUGAUCCCCUCAGCUAAAGAUAAUUCAGUAGAUGUAUAAUUGUUCUAAUUCCCUACUUUUGUAAAAAUAAGCUUCCUUGUCUGUAUAUCUGAAAUGUGUAUGCGAGUGCAAGCUCUGUGAUGUUGUUAACCUACCAUUUUGCUUUAUUUAAAAACUUACUGCAUUUUAUAUUGUAGUCUGGGCUUUUGCAUUUCUCCCUUUCUACAACGAGUUAAUAAAUAUGAUACAGAUAUUCUUCUUCUUGAGACAA
This is a messenger RNA of Hypanus sabinus (Atlantic stingray), 1120 nucleotides long. It is a transcript of the gene tmem37, whose product is annotated as transmembrane protein 37. The transcript is spliced from 3 exons. The record is from RefSeq and is a predicted model, not a curated record. The coding region runs from base 232 to 909 and encodes 225 amino acids. NCBI's taxonomy places the organism in Eukaryota, Metazoa, Chordata, Chondrichthyes, Myliobatiformes, Dasyatidae. Gene Ontology annotation, cellular component: membrane. Gene Ontology annotation, molecular function: voltage-gated monoatomic ion channel activity; calcium channel activity.